UGCUCGUAUAUAUAUGGGUCGCUAGGGCCUGUUGCUGAUACGCAUCGGCCUAGCUAGCUUGGUAUAACCGUAACAAUGGCGGCUCGUACUUUUCUUCUACUCCUCCUCCUGCUGCUGGCGCCGCCGGACUCGUCCACUGCGUCGGUGGCCGGGCUGAUUCCCAAGCUCAAAUUCUUUGAAAAAUCUAUCUCGGCCAUCGAGGAAGUCGCCGGCUAUUACCUGGAGGAAAAGAAGGAGGAGGGCGUCAAGGACGUCUCCGGCGAGCAGAGCAGCGCCGACGACCGCCAGCUGGGCAGCUCGGCGGCGGACAGCUACGGCGCCUUGAUCUUCGACCUCCCCAUCGGGUCAUCGCCGCCACAGGUCCUCCCCUUUGUCAUGGACAUCACCACCGACCUCGUCUGGGCGCAGUGCGGCAAGCCCGGGCCCACAUAUGCGCCCACCUUCCGGCCGAACCGCUCCGACUCCUUCGCCCCGAUCGGCUGCGCCGACCCGGCAUGCACCCGCCUGAUGCCCAAGUACAAAUGCGCCGGCCCCGGCGACCGCUGCGGUGGCACGUCGGCCUUCCUCGCCACCGACACGUUCACCUUCGGGGCCACGCCCGCCAAAGGCAUGGUGUUCGGCUGCAUCGGCAAGGUCCCGGAGCGGAACCUCAACAGCUCAUUCGGCUCCGCGGGCUUCAGCAGGGGGCCGCUCUCGCUUGUGUCGCAGCUCCAGAUCUCCAGAUUCUCCUACUUCAUCGACGACGGUGGCGGCGACAAGAGCUUUUUCAGCUUCAGCGUCGGAGACGACGCGGCGCCGGCCAAGGAUAAGGGCAGCCGGAGCACGCCGUUGCUCAAGGGCAAGCACCCUGACCUGUACUACGUCAAGUUAACAGGCGUGCAGGUCGACGGCGAGCUCCUCAAGGACAUCCCGGAGGAGACCUUCUCCGGCUCCGGCGGGGUGAUCCUCAGCACCACCCUUCCCGUCACCUACCUCGAACACGCCGCGUACAAGGUUCUGAGGCAGAAGUUGUUGACCAAGAUCCUGCAGCAGAAGGUGGUCGGGGUACCCAAGAGCCCCGAUGACGACCGCCUGUGCUUCCCCACCAAGGAAUUUGCCGCUGUCAAGGUUCCUAGGGUCGCCAUGGUGUUUGACGGUGCCGACGCGACGAUGGAGCUCAAUGUGAAGAACUACUUCUUCGACAUCGCCGGGAUCGCCGUGGAUGGUUCGAGGGACUUCAGGAACUAUCUCCACCAACUUUUCUUCCGCUGCAACUCGAGGCUUCGGUUCGAGGGAUUGUCGUGGAUGGUUCUAGGGAUCAUCGUGGACGGUUCGACGGAAUUCAAGGACUAUCUACACCAACUUUUCUUCCGCUACAAUUCAAAAAUGGCUUCAGAGGUUGACAUAUCGGUAUAUUUGUCCAUCAUCAAGGAGAUUAGAUAUCUUAUGUCUCUACGUGAAAAUUCUAUUACUCAUGUAAGUCGUAGCCAAAAUAAAGUUAGUGAUAGCUUAGCUAAAUUUGCUCGUAGUGAGGGUAGAACCAUGACUUGGUUAGGUUCUGGUCCUCCUGAGGCUUUGGAACUAGCUGCGAUUGAUUGUAAGGACUUUGGUGGAUGA
Triticum dicoccoides is the source of this 1596-nucleotide messenger RNA. RefSeq names its product aspartic proteinase nepenthesin-1-like. The transcript has 4 exons. Bases 76 to 1596 code for a protein of 506 amino acids. The record is from RefSeq and is a predicted model, not a curated record. Lineage: Eukaryota; Viridiplantae; Streptophyta; Magnoliopsida; Poales; Poaceae. Gene Ontology annotation, cellular component: extracellular region.